CCCCAGAUCCCCAAUCGCCACAACAACAACAAUGUGCACCAACACCGAAGUCCGCGAGCGAUGCAGAGAGUGCGACGCCAUGAUGGGCUUCGACUUCCGCGUCGACCCGUGCCAUCGCGCAGCCGAGAACCGCGGCUGGUGUAAGACGAUGGGGUAUGCGAUCGAGGCCAAGUGGAUCGACAAGGAGAACUGCGCUGCGUGCUGGGACGCGGUGAAGGCGGCCGAGGAGGAAAAGGAGAAGGAGAAGGAGAAGGAGAAUGGGCAACCUCCAACCCUCCUCCCUCUAUCAAAUCCCCAAUUACCAAAAAUGUGCACCAACGUCGACCUCCGCAAACUGUGCAAGGGCUGCUACACCUUCCUGGGCUACGACAUGCGCAUCGACCCGUGCCAUCUCUUCACCGAGGAGCGCGGGUGGUGUCGAGCCAUGGAGCACACCAUCGAGGCCAAGUGGACCGAAAAGGAGGAAUGCAUCCAGUGUCUCGACGCAGAGAGGCGGGCGAAGGAGGAGAAGGAGGUCACGGACGCUGCGGUGAAGCAGACGGGGUUGGAUGGUCAAUGA
Molecule: messenger RNA, 559 nt
Organism: Ilyonectria robusta
Lineage: Eukaryota; Fungi; Ascomycota; Sordariomycetes; Hypocreales; Nectriaceae
Exons: 2
Coding region: 32-559 (175 amino acids)
Source: RefSeq, a predicted model, not a curated record